CUCGCGAGAAGACUAGGCGACUUUCGUGGCUGUCGGAAGCGGCGGACUUGUCCUGGCUGUUGGGAUCCCCGGCGCGAUGGCGUCUCCGUAUUCAGUCAGAGUCUUCCCAGUCAGCAUCCCUGCAGUGAUCAUGGAGACGGACUGGACAGAGCCCUGGCUCCUAGGGCUCCUUGCCUUCCACCUGCUGUGCCUACUUCUCACAUGCUUCUCCGCACAGAGGUAUAAACUACAGAUUGGCCAUUUCCUUUGUCUGGUGUUAGUCUAUUGUGCCGAGUACAUCAACGAAGUGGCUGCAAUGAACUGGAGAUUGUUCGCAAAGUAUCAGUACUUUGACUCCCGGGGAAUGUUUAUUUCUCUUGUGUUCUCAGCACCGCUGCUCUUCAACGCCAUGGUCAUUGUGAUUAUGUGGGUACGGAAGACUUUGACUGUGAUGAGUGACCUGAAGAACUUACAGGAGAGGAGAAAGGAGAGGAAGAGGCGAAGAAAAGAAGAAUAGCACUGAGCUGGCCACACCGUGUUUGUCCUCUGACUUGGUUGUUUCCAUCUGGGAGCUGCAUAUGGCCCAGAUGUCUUCUGUCAGCUGACUCAUGGUUGGAAAAACACACCACAAAUGGUUCUUAUAUUUUACUCUGUUUGGAGCCCUCGUAAAGCUGUUCUUAAAAAACUAAUGACAUGACCUGGAAGCAUGGUGAAUGGGGACCCAUCCUUUACAUGGGGAGCUUUCUGGCUCAGCCACAUCAUAUACAGCUUCUCACAAGUUGCUGGUAGAUCUCACGAUGUGACUAGAGGUCACGCAGGUUUGAGUGUGGAAACUGGGAAAUAAACAGCCCCAUCCUUCUGUGAGCACUACCUGCUCCCUCUUCUGUCUCUAGCCUGCAGUGGUGGCUAUCAGCUAAAGGUGGGUGUGUUCCCCAGAAAUUUGCUGAUGGUUGUCACCUCAGGUGGACGUGGCACUUGUGUCCAUAGGAUAGAGCCUAGGUUGCUGAAAUCCUACAGGGUACAAGACAGCCCCACCAUGGAGUAUUGCUGUGUAUAUAAUGUCAGCAGUACCCAGGCUGAGGGAGCAGUGGGCAGGUCUGGAAAAGAAUGCAGUGUGUUUCAGUUCCCAUGAAGCUAGGCCUCUAAAUAAUUUAGUUGGGGCUAUGCCACUGGAAAUGUUUUGUUUAAAAAUAUUAAGCUAGAAUGAAAGCUGUAAAAUCAAGACUCCGUGGAAAAUAGUAUGUCAAAUGAACCGUUUGGCUUUGUUUUUUCUGGAUACAGAAUUAUAAAUACCUAUAUACUCAGAAUGGCUUAGCUGUUCCUACCCAGAUGUGACAAGUGCAGACAGUUCUUCCUGAGUAUCACAGCUUGUGCAGCUCGGGGCUGGCAAGCACAGCAGGGUGUAUUGGCACCUGUGCUUCUGUUUUGUCAGACACCCUUGGUUUCUAAGGAAUCUGGAGAUUACAAGUGACUGAGACCCAAACUCAGAGACAGUAUUUAUUACUGGAAAUACUAUAUACUCUUGGCUUUAGUUUAAAGAAAUAAUUUGUGAAUUAUUCAUUUAAUAGGAUUUUUUUCCUUUCUAAAUGAAACAGUCUUCAAAGUUCUAAACUACAAUAAAAUCUAGUUAUAAGUAUUUAAAUGGUUAAAAGUAGAUCGUUUGAUAAACUACGGUUAUGUUCUGAAACGCUGUUAUAUAGUUUUUAAUGUUUAUCCGGCUUUAGGCUUUAACUGAAGGUCUAUGGACGGACGUGUGACAACCUGAAAUCCUUAUGGUGUGAGUCCGUGGCUCCUACUGCAGCACUUAACCUGAUUCGUGUUCCCAGUCUCUUGAUUUGUUCCACUUUACAUUGAACAAAAAAGUGCCAAAGAAAAUAGCACACUGUAGUAAGUCAAAUUUUGAAUUUAAAAUCACAGUUAAGUCAUGGACAUUGUAUCUAAGGGUAUACCUAAGUUUCUGAAAUUUUCUGGUUCAGGAUAUCUGAUCAUUUUAUGGUUACAAAGGUGCUUACUAUGACAUUGAUUAGUUACACAGAAAAUAAGAACAAAUUAGUUAGAUCAAUCUGAAACAGUAGAGUGUCACAUAGGUCUGGAGCUCACCAACCAGAUCUGUUCCCUCAGGCCUUUAUGUCCGAGGCCAGUAGUGCUGAAUGGUUAGAGAGCAGUUAAAAUGUCUGAGUUCUGGCAUGUGUUGGCAUUAAUACCUCAGACUGUGUCACCAUGACCUUCACUUUGGGCUUUAUGCCUUGUCUCUGCAUGUGUGGUUGUGGACGCACGUGUGCUUAGUUUUUAAGAUAAUUAAUAUCUGUGUGUGUUUUAGAAAACGAGAGCUUUGGAUUAGAGAGAUGGUUCAGUUGGUAUUUUUCAUUUAAGCAUGAAGACUGAGUUUGAACACCAAACUCCCUUAACAUUUGCUCCCAAGUGUUACAAGCCAAGUCCAGUCACUGGAAAACCUACUUGAUAGAAGGAAGGAGCCCACACUACAAGUUGUCCUCUAACUAUAUAUGCACACAAAAUAAAGUGGUCUGUAGUCAUUCCUGAUGAACAACACCUGAAGUUGUCCUCUGGCUUUCACACAUGCACAUGUGCACACUGGUACACACAUAACACAUAUACAAAUGUUUUGUGUUUCCUGAAAUUCACUCAGUGGCUAAAAUUAUACUUGAAGGAACUUCUUAAUAUUUUGUUCUUAUAUUAAGGACAACCCUGCAAGCUGGAACUAUGAACAAGCAAUUGGGUUCAGUGCUGCUCUGAGGAUUCUACAGAUUUGACCAGUGCUGUGUUCACACUUCUGUAAAGGAAGGUUUAUAGGCAACUGAUAGACACAGUGAACGCUCACUGAAUAGUUGUGGAAAAGCACUGGAAAGGCCUGAAAUAACCAUUUAAUACAUUCCAGACCAUGAAACUUCAUGUUUGCUGAUUAUUAUGCAUUGAUAUACAAUAAAAUAUGUUUGAUAAUAUACAAUGUA
This is a messenger RNA of Rattus norvegicus (Norway rat), 2948 nucleotides long. It is a transcript of the gene Tmem18, whose product is annotated as transmembrane protein 18. The record is from RefSeq and is a predicted model, not a curated record. Lineage: Eukaryota; Metazoa; Chordata; Mammalia; Rodentia; Muridae. Gene Ontology annotation, cellular component: nuclear membrane; cytoplasm.